This is a messenger RNA of Populus trichocarpa (black cottonwood), 1819 nucleotides long. Its product is annotated as SUPPRESSOR OF GAMMA RESPONSE 1. The coding region runs from base 299 to 1567 and encodes 422 amino acids. Gene Ontology annotation, biological process: regulation of DNA-templated transcription. The transcript is spliced from 6 exons. The record is from RefSeq and is a predicted model, not a curated record. Lineage: Eukaryota; Viridiplantae; Streptophyta; Magnoliopsida; Malpighiales; Salicaceae. Gene Ontology annotation, molecular function: transcription cis-regulatory region binding; DNA-binding transcription factor activity. Gene Ontology annotation, cellular component: nucleus.
AGUAAAGUUUCUUUUUUCUAAUUCCCUCUUUUUUUUUUUUUACUUACAUCGUACAUAAACAACAGUAGAAGAGCGGUUUCAUAUCUCAAACGACGCAAAAACUAUCAUUAAAAAAAAUUUGAAAAAUUAAAAUUAGCAGUAAGAAACAGUAGUACCUCUGAAAUGCCCUUCUGUUGUUUCCAAUAAUAAUAAUAAAAAAGAGCAGACAGAGAGAGAAGCAAAACAGAGAAAAGAAAGACCGUUCCCUUGUGAUCUUGAAUCUCUCUUGAUUAUCCGAUUAUUCUUGUACUGCUCUCUCAUGGCCGGGCCUUGGCUGGUGGAUGGUAAUAGAUUUGCUACAAAAAUCAAGAGUGCAUCAGGUGCAAGUAAUCUUGAAAGAGUUGAAUGGAAGAGUGAUCCUUGUAAAACUUGUCCAAAUUGUCAUCACGUUAUUGACAACAGUGAUGUUGUUCAAGAGUGGCCUGGAUUACCCAGAGGGGUGAAAUUUGAUCCAUCCGAUCAAGAAAUUAUUUGGCAUUUACUUGCAAAAGUUAGUGAUGGUGGCAUAAAACCUCAUCCUUUUAUAAAAGAAUUCAUCCCAACUGUUGAUAAUGAUGAUGGAAUCUGCUAUACUCAUCCUCAGAAUCUUCCAGGUGUUAAGCAAGAUGGCAGUAUAUCCCACUUCUUUCAUAGAGCAAUCAAAGCAUACAAUACUGGGACUCGAAAGCGUCGAAAGAUUCAAGGUGAUAAUUUUGGUGAUGUCCGCUGGCACAAGACUGGCAGGACCAAACCAGUGAUCUUGGAUGGCAUUCAGAAAGGGUGUAAAAAGAUUAUGGUUCUUUACAUGAGUACUGUCAGAGGAGGCAAAGCUGAGAAAACUAAUUGGGUGAUGCAUCAAUAUCACCUUGGAACAAGUGAGGAUGAGAGGGAUGGGGAGUAUGUAGUUUCCAAAAUAUUUUAUCAGCAACAAGCGAACAAGGGAGAAAAACCUGAAGAAGAUUUAUCUGAAAUUGUUGAUGACGUGGUUGCAAAAGUAGAUCCAGUCACUCCCAAGUCUGUAACUCCUGACCCUCCUCGUGCUGAAAGGCGAUGCCAAGAUUUUGAGAUGGGACAAGAAUCUACCAACAUAUGCACAGAUCCCUGUGCUCAGCAACCUGGGAUUGAAUGUUUAGAAGAAGAGGUUAAUCUUCUACAAAAAAACCUCAGUUACGUUGACCAACUAGAGACAGAAAAUAAUGUUAAUCACAUGGUGGGUGAUAAUGAUAAUUGUGCUGGGGAAGAACGAAAAUGGUGGGACAGUGAGUCACAACAGUUGUUGGAUUCACAACAACUUGUGGAAGGGCUAUCUUUGUGCGCUGAGUUUCUUCAGAGCCAAUCUCCAGAUAGGGGUGGACAUGGGACUGAAGCAAAUGGCAAAACUGGUCUUUCUGAUUAUGCCCUGUUAGGGCCAGAGUAUUUAAAGAAAGAUCUAGAGGAGUGCCAGAAUCUGGAACUUGAUCAAGCAAACAUAGAACUUGAUACGCCUCCAGAAUUCAGACUAAGCCAGCUUGAAUUUGGAUCACAGGAUAGCUUUACUGCGUGGGGUUGAAGUCAAGGUGGCUGACUAAACAUUGCUGUGCAAUUUCAAUCCCGAUCGUGGAAGGGGGAUCAUUCUAUGUUUGACCUUUUUUUUAUACUUUGCCCUUUAACUCUACAAGGGUGCAUUUUGAAGCUAUAAUAUUUUGCAGGAUGACUUCACUGUCAUUCAUGUUGGCGAAAUUACUGUUAUUAUAACCUAUGCUGUAAUUGUAACCACAUAGUUUCUAUGAGGUAGAUCAAAGUUAUUGUCUCUCUUUUUUAA